Molecule: messenger RNA, 504 nt
Organism: Gongylonema pulchrum
Lineage: Eukaryota; Metazoa; Nematoda; Chromadorea; Rhabditida; Gongylonematidae
Source: the annotation of a GenBank genome assembly
AUUCAGGUCACUUCACGUUGUGUUGUGCUGGCACGUCGCUUCCAAAAAUACACACUUUACGAUCGUUUGAGUACACGUCCAUUUCUUUUCGAUAUCGAAAAACGAUGGAUUGCUUUCCAGCUAUUUAAGGCACUGGCCCAGUGUGAAGCUGCUGAUGUUUGUCAUGGUGAUUUGAAAAUGCAAAAUGUUCUCGUUUCAAGCUCAAACUGGGUACAAAUCACCGAUUUCGCCUCUUUCAAGCCGGCCAGCAUCCCAUCGGAUGACCCAUCAUAUUUCACAUUCUUUUUCGACACAAGUCGACGACUGAGCUGCUAUUUGGCACCAGAACGAUUCUGUACCAGUCAGGAACUGAAUUUACAUCCAAAUUUACCGGGUGAAUUCAUGGAUGUCUCAAAAGGCCUUACACAUUCUAUGGAUAUAUUCUCGCUUGGCUGUUUGCUUGUUGAACUUUUCACUGAAGGACAGUCUCCUUUUACUUAUGAGCUACUUGUUAAAUACAAGUAA